Parnassius mnemosyne (clouded apollo) is the source of this 750-nucleotide messenger RNA. Lineage: Eukaryota; Metazoa; Arthropoda; Insecta; Lepidoptera; Papilionidae. The record is from the annotation of a GenBank genome assembly.
AUGGGUGACGCUUGUCAAGCCUGUCUUACACGAAUUCCCCAUGCCACCCUUAUAGCUACUAUUAUGUGCUGUUUGGGCGUGGGGGUUUUUUGUGGUACUAUGUAUCGGGGUUCUGCUCUAUCAAUACUUAUGUUCGAUGAAGUGUUCCACUUUAGGCUCAUAUGGAUCGAAGCUUUGCAAAUGAUUUUUAUUGUGGGCAGCGCAUGUAUGGCUGCACUCGGCUUUAUGCUGUUGUGCUUGGGAUGCUUAACAACAGGUGCAACUAGACAAAAAGUAUACAGAGCAUGGAGGGCUCGUGUCGGAGGAAGAAUAUCAUGUGCUGUCUUCAUGAUAAUAACAUAUAUUCUGACUUUCGUCUGGAUUGUAUUGUUAGGUUUUCUAGUUAUAACGACGUUUUUAUUCACCAUUUUUUGGAAAUUAUGUUCUAAACCAAAAAAUAUUGAUCUUUCAACGUGUAUCGAUUUCACUCAAUUUGAUUUUAUGUUUCCAUCUAGCGUUAAGCAAGAAGAUAUGAGGAUUUGUGAGGCUCACAAAAUAAAGCUAUUUUGUAAAGAUUAUGUUGAAAAGGCAGAAUUUAUGUUUAUUCUUGCGAUGGUGUCAUGCAUUCUCGUUAUUUUGAGCUUAGUUCAUUAUUUGAUGUGCCUGUCUGCAAAUUAUGCACACAUAAGAGAUCAUGAGAAAUUCCAAGAGUUACAAGAACUACAGUAUCUGACUAACCCUGAUUUACAUGCCUCAAAGGACCGUUUCUAG